Molecule: messenger RNA, 1268 nt
Organism: Octopus sinensis (East Asian common octopus)
Lineage: Eukaryota; Metazoa; Mollusca; Cephalopoda; Octopoda; Octopodidae
Exons: 2
Coding region: 33-1133 (366 amino acids)
Source: RefSeq, a predicted model, not a curated record
AUCAGCAGCUGGAGAUUAUAUCCCUAGAAAGAAUGGAGGACUCGGAAAGAACUGAUGGAGACGAUUCUGAGGAAAAUUUAAGAACAGAUGGAGAUAGCCCUGAAGAUAAUUUGAUAACGAAUCGAGAUAGCCCUGAAGAUAUGGGAACGGAUGGAGAUAGCCCUGAAGAUAAUUUGAUAACGAAUAGAGAUAGCCCUGAAGAUAUGGGAACGGAUGGAGAUAGCCCUGAAGAUAAUUUGAUAACGAAUAGAGAUAGCCCUGAAGAUAUGGGAACGGAUGGAGAUAGCCCUGAAGAUAUGGGAACGGAUGGAGAUGGCCCUGAAGAUAAUUUGAUAACGAAUAGAGAUAGCCCUGAAGAUAUGGGAACGAAUGGAGAUGGCCCUGAAGAUAAUUUGAUAACGAAUAGAGAUAGCCCUGAAGAUAGGGGAACGGAUGGAGAUGGCCCUGAAGAUAUUUUAGUAACGGAUGGAGAUAACCCUGAAGAUAAUCUGAUAACGGAUGGAGAUAGACCUGAUAAUAAUUUGAGAGCUAAUGAAGAUAGUAUGCGGGUUAAUUUGUAUAAUGCUCCAAGUAUGAACAAUUUGCAACGAGCCGCGAAUAUUGUGUGGGCAAGACCCUCACCAUUACUCGUUUCCAACAAUCUCGGCAACGAAGAAAGCAUAGAAAUGACUACACGAAGAGGAUCUCGGCAACCCCAGCAAUACGACCGACAGCGGCCCCAACGGCUCCCUACGAAUUAUUAUAAAUUACACUGGCUCUAUCUACUCGUCUGUCUGACGUUAUGCGUAUUCAGUUUCUCAUGCAGCACAAUACAUCUGUUGAAGAUAGCUUACAACUUUCCAAAGACGGUAAUUGAAUACAUGAGUGCUUUUCUAGACCUGGUUAUAGAUGGCAGUGCGUUGAUAAUCUUUUGUAUAAUUUUCCCAUUUUCGAAACGGGGAGCGAUUUUGCGCAACCGCCGUCUCAUCCAGUGUCUCGUAUGUACUUUAUUUAAAAUCAUGUCUGCUACAGUUAGCUUUGGUUUACAACAGGACUGGAUUGUGUUGGCUGUUCUCGUCAACAGCAUCACACUUUUGACUCUGUUGUGUUUACUGGGCUUGCGGAUGAAUUUCCCAUCUCUUCAAAAUCGAUAACCUCUACUUCUCAAUACAUACGAUCGUUUGUAUUUUGUUUUUCGGUUUUUAUAUAGUUCAACUUUUUAGUGUUUUGUCUAUAAAAAAAUAAAUGUUUUCAAAAAAUAACUUGCUACCAAGCCUUUUAAAUAAGGA